GGGCAGCGAAGGCAGACGAGCAGCGAAGAAUGGGGAGCGCUGCUAACGACGCUCGGCUGUUAGCGUGAAACAUCAGUAACAACAAGUAACGCCGAAAACCUCACAUUAAGCUCCGGGCAUUCGUGUACGUUUGGCGUGACAGAUACACGAACUGCGGCCGGAUCGUCUGGAUUUACCACAGCGAAGGUCUUCCACCUUCCCCUUCCUGUGACAAAUGUUGAGGCCAGAGAUCAGCCUGUACGACAACUGCUAGAGGUGACAGGGUGAGGACGGGAAGGAGUGUUGGUUAGCUGUACCAGGUUUUGUCUCAUGAGAGUGACUGCGCCAUCCAGGCACUGCCAGUGACCAGGGCUGUGGCGGGCCCGGCCCAGGAGGCCUUUUUGUACAUCACUUCAGGCUCCUGCUGACCUGAGCUGCUCACACCAUGGAUCAACAAAGAGAUAAAUAUGGUGAGCGGCCUGCCAGGACCACGAAAGUUUCCCAGGGCAGCCGCAGCGGACACUCGUCCCGACCAUCUGGCUCUUCAAGCUCCUCUGGGGUCCUCAUGGUGGGGCCAAAUUUUCGUGUGGGCAAGAAGAUUGGCUGUGGAAACUUCGGUGAAUUGAAGCUUGGUAAAAAUCUCUACACCAAUGAGUAUGUAGCUAUUAAACUGGAACCAGUGAAGUCGAGGGCACCACAGUUGCAUUUAGAGUACCGGUUCUACAAAACACUGGGCAAUACAGCAGAGGGCGUGCCCCAGGUGUUCUACUUUGGGCCCUGUGGGAAAUACAAUGCCAUGGUUCUGGAGCUGCUGGGCCCGAGUCUAGAGGACCUCUUUGACCUUUGUGACAGGACCUUUUCACUGAAGACUGUCUUAAUGAUAGCAAUUCAGCUGAUUUCUCGAAUGGAGUAUGUGCACUCUAAAAACCUCAUCUAUAGAGAUGUAAAACCUGAAAACUUUCUCAUCGGACGGCAAGGGAAUAAAAAGGAACACAUUAUCCACAUCAUCGAUUUUGGCCUGGCCAAAGAGUACAUCGACCCCGAGACCAAAAAACACAUUCCAUACCGAGAGCAUAAGAGUUUGACUGGCACUGCCCGAUAUAUGUCCAUCAAUACACAUUUAGGCAAAGAGCAAAGCCGGCGAGAUGACCUGGAGGCCUUAGGCCACAUGUUCAUGUAUUUCCUCCGUGGGAGUCUACCUUGGCAAGGACUAAAGGCUGACACGUUGAAAGAACGAUACCAGAAGAUCGGAGACACAAAACGAAACACUCCCAUUGAGGUCCUCUGUGAGAACUUCCCAGAGGAGAUGGCCACCUACCUGCGUUAUGUGAGACGGUUGGACUUCUUUGAAAAGCCAGACUAUGAAUAUCUGAGGACUCUGUUCACUGAACUGUUUGAGCGAAAAGGAUACACCUUCGACUACACUUACGACUGGGUUGGCAGGCAGAUACCCACACCAGUGGGGUCUGUCCAUAUAGACUCUGGAGCAUCUGCUGUUACAAGAGAGAGCCAUCCCCACAGAGACCGGCCCUCACAGCACCCACCAAUUAGAAAUCAGACAGCGGUCUCAGAUCGACGAGGAGCAUGGGAGGUGCAGCCCACACGCCAAGCAAACUCCUCGUAUCUGACCUCCCACCUGGCAGCGGACAGGCACGGGGGCUCAGUACAGGUGGUCAGUUCAACCAACGGGGAGCUGAAUGCAGACGAUCCGCUGGCGGCUCAUUCCAACGCUCCGAUUACAGCUCAGGCAGAGGUGGAAGUGGUCGAUGAGGCCAAGUGCUGCUGCUUCUUCAAGCGAAAACGGAAGAAGAACACGCAGAGGCACAAAUGAUCAUCCACCACCGGCCUGAAACGUUCGAGUGUCCGGCUCAGUUGAUUGUGAUUUCAGAAAUCAAUAAGGUCCCAUUCAGAAUAAAAGAGGGAGACAACUGAAAGAUCUUGAUUGAAUUGCCCUCUGGAGGGACCAGUUAAAAAAAAAAGGUUGAUUGAGAUGUACAAGAUGCUUGUGUCUUUUGAUGGGAGUCCUAUUUUAAAUUUUUCUUUUUUCUUUUUUUUUUCCUCCUCCAAGAUGUGUGGGAAUGUUUUGCAGGCCAGUUGGCCAAAUGGGGAACCUAUUUGUUGGAAAGUUGCAGAGGAUAAUCUUGGGGAUUUUUUUUUUUUUUUUUUUUUUUUUUUGUUUGUUUUUUUUGUUUUUUCCUCCUCAAAACGCCCAACAUUUGUAUUUUUCUCUCCUCGUUUUUGGCUUAUUUGUUUUACCGUUUCUCUUCUGUGGUAUUGCAAAGGAAGAGACAGAUCUUCCUGUGGGAUCUUGCCACCUUUAACCUGUUGCAUACUAUGACUUUUUUUGUUUGACUCACAAAGUCAUAUUUUUAUUUCCCCUCUGUCGAGUCCCAGUUCAGAGUGGUUUGCCUGUUGUUAGUUUGCUAACUCAUUUUUGACACAAAGCCCUUUUGGUCAUUCCUGACAUGGGGCUGAAUGUAAACCUGAACACACGAGGAGCCAAGAGUGUAACAGAGAGCAUCAGUCUGCUGGCCCCUGCACUUUUUUCCUCCAAAGAGGUCAACCCUGGCACUGGGACCCGGGCCUGAGAGAACAGAAGACCAGAGACGUCUCCUGCACUGUGUUCUCUGAGGAUGAUUUCUGCUCACGCUGCUUGGUUAAAGCACUCCCCUUAACCACGCUGCUGUCAAAACACACUACAGUCUCUUUUGACUCUCAUGCAGUUUUGCUCCUGUUGGCUUUGUGAUGACGAGCAGCAACCUGACACCUGUAGAUGUGGCUGAAAAAAAAAUGCUAUUUAUGCUAUUUAUCUCUUGGUUGCCACCAGUUUUCUUACUAAUUCUAAAACAUACACACUGAAUGUAUGGACAGAAAAGUAAAUGACUUUGGAGCAUUCAUAUAAUCAGUUAUGCGCAUGGAAAGGAAAUUGCAAUUAAGGAGUUAAGACCAAUGUUUAAAAAAGGAAAAAAAAAAGUGAGACCAAAAUUAAGUGGAUUUGUGGGUUGGGAUAGUCUUAAUUGUUCUUGAUCUUAAUAAUGUGAUGGUAAAUAAUGAACUCUGCACCAGUAGACGCUGGGGGAUGUUGCUUUGGAGCGACAAGAGAAACUGGCGUGAUGUGCUUUGGAGACUGAAUCACAGCCUCUCGACGCUACAGUCCAAUGCCUUAACCCCAAUCAGUCGACCACCACACCGCACCGCACCACACGACACCACACCACACCACCAGUUGGACAAACAAGCUGGCAGCACGAUGGUUGUGAGAUUUGCAGCGCAAUUUUUGGGGUCACCUGUAUAAUAAAGCCCCAGACUGUUCUCAGCUAGUAUCAGAGCAGUUCACGACCUCCCGUGUCUGAAGAUGUAUUCACAAGAGAGCAAUGCCAAAUGUAAGGUUUGGUGUAAUAAUCUGUAAUGGUGUUAAGAUGUCCCUGCCCCUGCGUGUCCAGUCUGAAGACCCCUGUGCUGCAAAGCGAUGUUUGAUGUUUGGGUCCUUCUCCUCGAUGCAGAGCGAGAAAACCUUAUGUCAUCGUGAGGGCGUAUAAAAACAUGUCCAUACCAUUGUUUUUAUUUUUAUUUAGUGUCAUGGAGGACUGCCUUGAAACAAUAUCCUCGAUAACGUCACCUUGCCUAUCCUCCUAACAGAGAGUGAAUUACCGUACAUAGUUGUUUUAUUUUUUUAUUUUAUAUCUUGCUAAUGUGAAUUUUUUUGAAUGCAAUUUUUUUUUCCAUUCCAAAUAGCCAUGGUUUUAUGGGGAAAGAGGGUAACAAAAAAAAAAAGAAAAAAAAAAAAGCUCAAAACCAUGACUGCACUACAUUUGUUGACCCCGGCUUUCCCUGACAAGACCCUGCCUUCUUAAUACUGUACUUUAAACGUGCUUAUUACUUUAAUUGUAGCUGCCUCGUGUGCUAGGCCUUCCCUAUAGGGUGCAGGGAAUACACUUUAAAUUGAUUUUAUUCCCGCCCACUCCUUUUUUUUUGUGCCAUGACACCCUCCUUCCAACCCACUCCUCUCUGCACAUACACACACACACACAUCCAUGCAAGUCCUAGAUGAAUCGACUCUCAGUGGAGUGUUAGAUUUGGCAUUUUGUGGACCUGCUCCAUCAUCUUUAGAAAUACAAUGUUGUAGAUGUUGCAAACUAUCUCAAUGAAUCAGUAUGUAAACCUGCUUGUUGCGUGUAUUUACACUGUAUAGCUUUUGGUUUUAUUCUUGCCCCUGACAUGUCAGUUACUCCAGGGUCUAAGUUAUUGUGUUAUUGAAAGUACUUGAAUAUGAAAAUCUAUGGGACCUUUUCUGUUUGUUUUUGUUUUUUUUGUUUUUUUUUAUUUUAUUUUCUGGGUCAUUAAUAAUUCCACACAUAGGAUUUGAGAGGAAUGGUGGGAAAACAGGCUAUAUGAAUGACAGGUAUUCAUUUCUUUAAGAUGUCUUAGUGCCUCUUGAGUGUGUUGGACAGGUGAAGACUCACCUGUGGAGUCCUGUACCAGCUGGUGUUAAAUGACGAGACGAGGCUUGGGUCAUUAGCUUUACCAGGAGAGGUGCAGUUGGUUGGAUGCUGGUUUGGAGUUUAUCACCCUUUUGUCUCUGUGAAACAUUCAUUGUAGUGUAUUUUUAUCUGGUGAGGGUGAACCCCCCCCCCCCAUGUUUCAGACACCAAACCUGUGACAUCUGGUGCCUGUGAUUCUCCCUGUAAAGCAUCAGCGGAACCUGGAGUGUUUUAUUCCAGCUGCCUGAGAAAAGUCGAAAGUAUUCCCGUGUAGUGAGAUGGAUAUCAAGACUAUACAGCCUUCAGUGUUUUCCCCCUAAAUUCCUCGAGUGCCAUUCCUGAGACUACUACUAGCCCAUGCCUUUUACCUGUGCCAGAAAUAUAUGAAAUUGAAUGUUUUUUUGACCAUUGCAUUCCACCUUGUGUCCUUGACGUGUCCGCUGUCAUUUUGAAAUAUCGCAGAGCAGCUUGGCUCAAUUCAGUACCAGGAAGUGUUGGAGAGUGUCGGUGAAAGUGUUUUACGAGUCUUAUCUGUUGGUUUCUUUCUUUGACGUCGUAACGCAAAAGAACCCGACCAGGUUUAUUAUUUCAGAGUUGAAUUUGUGACUAGUCAUCGUUGCAGCAUCUGUUUCCUUAUCGUCAAACUGUGGGUCGCCUCACUCUUUAGCUCACGGCUGAAAUGAUAGAUACAGACAUGUUACUCUGAUGUAUUUACUUUUUACUCUCUGGGCCUCGUACGGAGCGAUAUAGGAGAACUCUGUAUGAUUUGUAUCUGCAUGGCUUAUGAGGAGACGACAGUGAUCGGUCUCUCUCCGGUGAAUUUUCUCUCCUGUGGGACUCAUACACUGUUGGGUCACCGAGACAUUAUGGCUUCCAGUCUUCAUGUAAAAUAAAAUAACAUUUUCAUGUCUUCUCGCAGCACAUUCCAUUUCAGUUCCCAUUAUUUCUCAUACAGUUCUCUCCGGUCAGACUUGUAUUUAUGGCUUUGGUUGUGUGUAACUCAUCCCUGUGUGUCAAAGCUGUGUAAAUCAAAGCAAAGGACAGUUAAAGUGUGAAUGAAUGGCUUAGGUCUUUUUGGGUUCUCUGGCACUUUUUCCUUGUUGCUGUACUGUAGAAUUGUCUUGGAUUUACUGUAUAUUUUUCUUUGAGGGAGAGGUUUAGGGUGACAUUUACUGCAAUAUUGUGAUGAUUAUUUGAAAAUUGUAAAUUGUACAGUGUUCACAAUUGUAGUCUUUGUUUUUUUUCUGUUGGGAUUCCAUAUAAAAGAUGUAUUCUUUGAUUUUUUUUUUUCUCUCAGACUGUGGAAAAUCACAUUGUACAGCUCCAAGAGUUUAUCCUCCCCUCAGCAUUGUUUUGUUUUUUUCAGAGCUAUGAUUAAGAGAAAUCUUAAAACUGUAAAUAAAUAUUAUUGUGUUGAAAUAUGAAUGUCACUUCAAAAAUGUAUUCGAAUGAGUUAGUCAAGGGCUUCAAGAAUGAAGGACCCACAUUUUUUUCUUUUUAUGGUUUCAUAAUUUUUAAUUUGCAGAAAGGUAAAGGUCCUUUUUAUCUGAGAUGCCUGUUUUUUUUUUUUUUCAUAUAAUACAAUGUGUCACACAUGAACCUUAUAAAAUCACUUUUUAUUCCCUCCACACCUAAAGGGAAACUCCAGUUUGCACCCUUUUUUAUGUAAAAUAAAAGAUCUCUCCACCUUG
Messenger RNA from Toxotes jaculatrix (banded archerfish), 6151 nucleotides. It is a transcript of the gene csnk1g1, whose product is annotated as casein kinase 1, gamma 1. Gene Ontology annotation, cellular component: nucleus; plasma membrane; cytoplasm. The transcript has 13 exons. Gene Ontology annotation, biological process: peptidyl-serine phosphorylation; signal transduction; endocytosis. The coding region runs from base 425 to 1810 and encodes 461 amino acids. Gene Ontology annotation, molecular function: protein serine/threonine kinase activity; ATP binding. The record is from RefSeq and is a predicted model, not a curated record. Lineage: Eukaryota; Metazoa; Chordata; Actinopteri; Toxotidae.